AUAUUUAUAGAUCGUAAGGGUGUUGUUAGUUUUCAAUAAUAAAUGUUUUAAAAUGGAGGAGACAAAAGUUAUUUAUUAUAUAGAUGAUGAGGAGACGCCGUAUCUGGUCAAAAUACCGAUAUCGCCUGAAAAAGUGACAUUGUUGGAUUUUAAGAAUCAAUUGAAUAGACCGAAUUACAAGUUUUUUUUCAAAUCAAUGGACGAUGACUUCGGUGUUGUUAAAGAAGAAAUAGUCGAUGAUAACGCUCAUUUGCCGUGUUUUAAUGGUCGUGUAGUGUCGUGGUUAGUGUCUGCCGAGGGUUCCAAUCCUUCAGACGGUGCUUCACAGUGUACCGACAGCAAUGCUGGUAAAACGAAACAAAACAUCCACGGAGCACCGACGGUGCCUCUCACGAGGGACACCUGCACGGACACGGAUAGUACGAUAAGCUCCCGACCAGGUCACAGGGCUUCGUGUGACAAAUAUAAAUACAGAGGUCUACGGAUAAAUGGUCAUUCAAAGUAUGGUAACCAUGGUCUCGAAUACGAGACGGCUUCCGUUCUCAGCUCGGACUUGGACUCCACGAGCUUAUUCGAUAGUCAAUCGGAGAUUACGACCACUACGGGAAGGCAUACGAACGCGUCAGUUGAUAGGGCUCUCACAGAAUGCAGUAGCGUGUCACAUUUACAAGUCAGUUCGAGGAAAAGACCACAAAGGAGACGGAAGAGGCCCCAAGUUAUGUCAAGAACGUCCUCCUACUCCUCGAUAACGGACUCCACGAUGUCAAUGCACAUAAUAACGGUUACAUUGAACAUGGACACAGUGAACUUUCUCGGGAUUUCCAUUGUGGGGCAAUCGAAUAAAGGUGGUGAUGGGGGUAUAUAUGUCGGGAGUAUAAUGAAAGGUGGUGCAGUGGCUUUGGACGGGCGUAUUGAACCUGGGGACAUGAUAUUACAGGUGAACGAUGUCAACUUCGAAGACAUGACAAAUGACGAGGCAGUGAGAGUCCUGCGCGAGGUGGUGCAGAAGCCGGGCCCUAUCAAACUGGUCGUUGCCAAGUGUUGGGAUCCUAAUCCCAAGGGUUAUUUUACCAUACCACGGACAGAACCCGUGAGACCCAUCGAUCCUGGUGCCUGGGUGGCUCACACGCAAGCGCUACGAGAGGCAUAUCCUCCUCCCCCUCUGUCUACACUCCCCGCUGCUUCCAUCCCCGAGCGGGCCUCCGACGCGGGUUCAUUACCUUCGGAACCUCAAUUGUCUGUUGGAAUGGAUAUGGCUUUAGUCGUGAGAGCGAUGCUAAGGCCUGAUUCCGGCUUAGAAAUACGUGACCGGAUGUGGUUGAAGAUAACCAUACCGAACGCCUUCAUCGGUGCCGACGUCGUCGACUGGAUACUGCAGCACGUAGCCGGCAUCGCCGACAGGCGCGACGCCAGGAAAUACGCAUCGCAUAUGCUCAAGGCUGGUUUCAUCCGCCACACGGUGAACAAGAUAACGUUCAGCGAGCAGUGCUACUACGUGGCGGGCGAGCUGUGCGCCGACCUCGCCGCCCUGCGCCUGCGCAGCGCCGACCAGGACAGCCUCGCGUCCGACACGCUCGCGCCGCUGCCCAACCCGAACAUGAUGGGUCCCGGAUACAUGCCGUACGCGGGCUCGUACGGCUACCAGCCGAUACCCUUCAAGUACUCCUCCUGCGUGACCAGCGAGCAUACUAUAUAUGGAUAUAAUCGUGAAGAGAGCGUGCUGUCGGGUAGCGGAGGAUCGAGUGCCGGUUCAGAUCAUCUUACCGCAAAAGAACCAACCGCAGCGACCCGCGAGAACGAAGUGAAGUCGACGUCGAGCGGGUCGGGCGCCAGCGUCGUCGCGGACGGCGGCGGCGGCGGCACGCGGCGCUCGCACUCGCACUCCAGCGGCUCCGACCGCGCCAACGACCGCCCCGUGCUGUUCCUGUAACGGACAAAGUUCUGAAGCGUCCGCCACUGCCAAAUAAUUAUAGGAAUUUACGUACGUAUUAAAUGUUAUGAACAAUACUAUACAUUGUAUUAUAAUUAUUAUUAGUAAUGUCAUCGAACGGAUGUGAACACCAUGUAUCGGACCAGCUACGGUCCAUGGCAACGAUCAUGGACCGACCGAGGACCAUCGAGCGACGAUGGGUCGCGUUAUGCAUUAGUAACGAUCAACGUUUUAAUUUAUU
Molecule: messenger RNA, 2171 nt
Organism: Vanessa atalanta (red admiral)
Lineage: Eukaryota; Metazoa; Arthropoda; Insecta; Lepidoptera; Nymphalidae
Gene: dsh
Product: segment polarity protein dishevelled homolog DVL-3
Exons: 9
Coding region: 53-1930 (625 amino acids)
Biological process (GO): intracellular signal transduction; canonical Wnt signaling pathway
Cellular component (GO): cytosol
Molecular function (GO): frizzled binding
Source: RefSeq, a predicted model, not a curated record